Messenger RNA from Clupea harengus (Atlantic herring), 4035 nucleotides. RefSeq names its product nicastrin (gene ncstn). The record is from RefSeq and is a predicted model, not a curated record. Gene Ontology annotation, biological process: protein processing; Notch receptor processing. Gene Ontology annotation, cellular component: plasma membrane. NCBI's taxonomy places the organism in Eukaryota, Metazoa, Chordata, Actinopteri, Clupeiformes, Clupeidae.
GAGGCAAAAUAAGCAGACUAUUGUGAGAGAGCGGAACCGGAAAAGAGUAACUUCCUGUGUUUUUCCAGUUGUGUUUUCAAACCAGGAAGAUGGGCCCCGGUUAUGCUAAAUGGAUUAUAACAGUGGUAUUUUGCUGGCUCGUUCAAAUUGCAAGCAGUAACUCGGUGGAGCAGAAGAUCUAUGUAGAGUUGAAUAACACGGUGCCAUGCGUUCGCCUGCUCAACGCGACUCAUCAGAUGGGUUGCCAGUCCUCUAUAUCAGGGAACACUGGGGUUCUCCAUAUGCUGGAGACGGAGUCAGACUUGGAUAUAAUACUGAACACAGGCCCCCACCCCCCCUACAUGGUACUCAUGGAUGCUGCGUUCUUCAACAGCAACACCAUGAUGCGGAUGAAGAACUCUACCCGAGUGGCAGGAGUUGCAGUGGUGAUCUCCAACUCUGGCCCUCCCCAGGGGUUCUCCCCACACAACAAAUGCCCCAAUCAGAACACAGGCGUGUACUCAGACACCUAUGGUCCUCGGCUGGCGGACUGUAAUGGGACUGUGUGGAAUCCUCUGGGUAAUGGGUUGUCCUUCGAGGACUUCAAGUUCCCCAUAUUCUCCAUGAAGGACGACAACCAGACUGAAGUCAUCCGUAAGUGUAUUUUGGACCAUAACAUGGGCGUGAAUGGUAGUGUGCCGACGUACCCCCUGUGUGCCAUCCAGCUCUUCUCCCACAUGCACGCUGUCACCAGCACAGCCACCUGUAUGAGACGUAACGACAUCCAGAACAACUACAGCCUUAACCCAGAGACCUUCUGUGAUCCCCUGGGGGAUUACAAUGUUUGGGCUCCUCUCCGCCCAAUCAAUUUCACAGACAAGGGACACAAGGCCAAUGAGAGUGUGGUAGUUGCAGCAACCAGGCUGGAUGGCAGGUCGUUUUUCUGGGACAUUGCCACGGGGGCAGAGGGGACUGUCGCCGGAUUCGUCACCCUGUUGGCCGCAUCCCAAGCAUUGAAACCUACGGCCCAGCAAGCCCCACCCCCUCGCAACAUCCUCUUCACCUUCUUCCAAGGGGAGGCCUUUGACUACAUCGGUAGCUCCAGAAUGGUGUAUGACAUGGAGAAUAAGAAUUUUGUGAUCGACUUGGACAACGUCCACUCAGUUCUGGAGAUAGGACAGGUGGGGCUGCGGAGAGGUACAGACCUGUAUAUGCACACUGACCCCAUCUCGCGGAGGAACAACAGCAGCGUCAACGAGGAGGUGGAGAUUUUGUUCAGCAAUAUGUCUUCGGUUGCUGCAGGGCUUGGCCUCACGCUGGCUCAGCCCACUGUCACUCAGCCCCUCCCGCCCUCCUCCUUCCAGCGCUUCCUCCGAGCUCGGUCAAUCCCAGGCGUAGUCUUGGCAGACCACCAAUCGGCUUUCAACAACAAGUACUAUGAGAGUGUGUAUGAUAAUGCCGCCUACCUGAACGCCAGCUACCCACCUGACCUCACCCCAGAGGAGCAGCUAGAGCACGUCACAGACGCCGCUCUGGCGUUGGCAGACGUGGCAACACUGGUGGCUCGUUCUCUCUAUCUUCAGGCAGGAGGGGAGGAGUCUCAGAUCCCGAACAUCACCGCUGACCCGAAGAUAGUGACCCAGUUGUUGUAUGGGUUUCUGAUCCAGUCUAAUAACAGCUACUUUAGGUCUCUGACCAACCCUGAGGAUAACUCACUUCUGGAGUCUCAGGCUCCACAGUACUAUGUGGGAGUACCCAUUACUUCCAGCACCAUUAAGCGCUCCACACGUAUGGUGCAGUACCUACUGGCUAACUACACGGGCAACCCCACCAGCCUCAACCAGUCCAAGUGCCAGGACCCCUCAGGCCUGCCUGGGGAGAGCAAGGAGCUCUACACUUACCUGUGGGUGCGGGGCUCCAAUGGCUCGGAGUCAUCCCCGUACUGCUGUCGCUCGACGGUGCGGAGGACAAAAGCCAUCUCGCCGGCCUUUGACCUCGACCUCAAGCAGUACGAUUCCCAAAUCUACUCCACAUGGACCGAGUCCCGCUGGAAGCUCAUCCGCGCCCGCAUCUUCCUGGUGGCCAGUCACGACCUCGAGAUGCUGACCCUGGGAGUGGGGAUCGCCGUGUUGCUGCUCUCCCUCCUAAUCACCUACUUCCUAAGCAGUAAGGCGGAGCUUCUGUUUGCCCCCGCCCAGGAAUCCCCAGGCACCGCCUACUGACAGCUGAGAGUGUGGACCACAAACACAGAGAUGGACACACGCACAUGCACCCACACGCACAUGCACCCACACCCACACGCACACACACACACACACACACGCACAAACACACACACACACAUACACGCACACAUGCACUGUUGGAGACAUGCAUGCAUGUACAAAGGACACAUAGACACACAGACAACUACUCUCCCACACGUAGGAAAACACACCCAUCGUUGCAGACCACAUUCACAGAGACAGUUGUAGUGGCCUUGCCCCUUGGGUGGACUCUGGCUGGACAACUGGUUUGAUUUUGGCAAGCCAGAAACCAGCUGGCUAAUAGAUGUUCAUAUUCUUUUUUUUUUUUUUUAUGUUUUAAAAUCACACAGUUGUGGCUUUGUUUUCCCUCAUGUGGGUCAGGCCCAAGAAAUCGGAUUGAUUUUAUAAGUUUAACGUAAAUAGCGGGAAUGUUAGUGAGCUGACAUGGAUGUGUAUGUACGCGUGUGUGUGUGUGGUAGGGCUAACAGAAUGAGUGUUUGUGUGUGUGUGUCUGUGUGUGUGAGUGUGCAAUAGUUUUCUCCACAUGUAGAGUGAUCAUUGAUGAUUUGAUCUUUGUAAAAUUAAGCGACUAACCUUUCAACACAUUCCGCCAUUUAGUUUUUGCCUGUAGUCUCUCCUGAUCCUAACCCUGCUUGGGGGAGCAGACAUUGGGCUGAUUGGCUAACUGACAACUCAGACAGUCCAGAGCUGUACCUCUGCCUCUUCAUCAGAAAGAGAGAGGAGGAUGGGAUGGAGGAGGAGGAGGAGGAGGAGGAUGAUGGAGAUGGAGAUGAGGAGAGGAGAGAUUGAAAGGCAGGAUGAAAAAGGAGAGCCUGAGUUCCCGGGAGGCUGACUGUGAUGUAGUUGGUUCAUAUAAGUGGUGGAUCUGCUGUAGAGGUGGUCAUCCAUCAUCUGGGCACUAGGGGGCCAAGGUUGAGGCAGGAAGGAGAGUUUGUGAGGCGGAGAAAUGUACUGAAAACUCUGAAUUAGAUGUGGAAACCUCUCAUCAUCAGUGAGAUGUCAAAGCAACCUUUAAAAAAAGCAGGUUUUGGGAGAUAAUUAAAGAAGCAGACAAGAAGAGGCAGAAAGUGCUUAUGACUGAGAGGUCAAACAGCACAAAGGGCUUUGGGAAAUCCCUGGCAACGGGCAGGAAUUAUUGAAAUGCAGUGGUUUAGCUUCAUUGACUACGCAGCAUUAGCAAGAGCAGCCUUCCGGUUUCGCUUGUCAGGAUUAUUCCGGAAAGAAUUGGGCCCUGAUCAGGGCCGGAUCUGCUCCAUAGACGGCUGCUGUGUUAAUCGGUCGGUCCUGACUGAAAGGUCGGGAGAGAGGCAGGGGUGAAGGGCAGAAUGGUGGAGUGAACAGAUGCAGUGUUUUAGUCAGUACAGUGAUGCUCGAUCCCAAGGAGCAGACAGCUUUGAAACGGAACCGGGCCAUAUCCAGGCCGGAUCAGUCCUAGAACCGAGGAAGAAUGAGACAACGGAAGAAAAGGCAGAAUGACCACUACAAACCCUAUUUUGAUUCUAGUCUUUGAGAGAGAAGAUUGCUUUUUAUAUGUAGAAAUCAGUCUUUGAGAUUGUUUUGUGCUCUUUUUUUUCUUUUUCUGGCAGAACCAAAUGUGAUGGAAUAAUUAGUUUUCUUUUGAUUGCUCUUUUGUAGGGUGUUUGGGGGGGGGUGGUAUGAUUUGAUUUCCAUGAAUUCAUUUUCAUGAAUUGUGGGGCAUUUCAGAAUCCAGUGAUGGGUAGGGGUUAAGGGUUAAAUUGGAGGAAGGGGAUUGAUGCCUGGACAAACGAAUAAAACAGCUUCUUUUCUA